AUGGCUUUUAAAAGUGUUAACGUUGCAAUCAUCGGCGCUGGUGUCGUUGGAUCAAGCUUUUUAAAACAAUUGGCCUCGGUCAAGUCCCAAAUCUCUUACAAUUUGAUUCUUCUGUCUACGUCAAGAAAAGCCUUGAUUUCGGAAAACUAUAAGCCAUUGAGCUUGGAAUCAUGGGAAUCUGAUCUUGCUGAGACCACCAAAGCUCCUUUGUCACCGGAAGAUCUUUUACAGUACUUGAAAAAAUCCCCAGAACCUGUCAUUUUUGUCGACAACACCUCCAAUGAAUCAAUUGCGAACUUCUAUCCAACCUUGGUUCAAAAUGGAAUUUCCAUUGCCACCCCUAACAAGAAGGCUUUCUCCUCGGAUCUCUCGCUCUGGAGCCAACUAUUCAGUGGGAGCGAAUCGGCUGGUCUUGUCUACCACGAAGCCACAGUUGGUGCAGGUCUUCCUAUCAUCGGACCUUUGAACGACAUGGUUCAGACCGGUGACAAGAUUCAGAAAAUCGAAGGUAUCUUCUCCGGCAGUCUUUCUUUCAUUUUGAACAAGUUUUCUAGCACUUCUGCCUCGGACGAGAAGUUCUCGGAUAUUGUCAAAACCGCCCAGGACUUGGGUUACACUGAGCCAGAUCCAAGAGACGAUUUGAACGGUCUCGACGUGGCCAGAAAGGUCACAAUCUUGGCCAGAAUUGCUGGUUUCAAAGUCGAGUCUCCAACCUCGUUCCCUGUGCACUCCCUCAUUCCAAAACCAUUGGAAAGUGUUGCUUCAGGUUCCGAAUAUUUGGAAAAGCUACCUGAUUAUGACCACGAGAUGGAACAAUUGAAGCAGGAGGCUACUGCGGAGCAAAAAGUUCUAAGGUUUGUGGGCAAAGUUGACUUCCCCAACAACUCGGUCUCUGUUGGGAUCGAGAAAUACGACAUUUCGCACCCUUUUGCUUCGUUGAAGGGCUCUGACAACGUCGUCUCUAUUCAAACAGACCGUUACCCUAACCCUCUGAUUAUUCAAGGUGCUGGUGCCGGUGCAGACGUCACUGCUGCUGGUGUUCUUGCUGAUGUCUUCAAGAUUGCUCAAAGAGUUUGA
Molecule: messenger RNA, 1077 nt
Organism: Lachancea meyersii CBS 8951
Lineage: Eukaryota; Fungi; Ascomycota; Saccharomycetes; Saccharomycetales; Saccharomycetaceae
Source: the annotation of a GenBank genome assembly